AUGGUGGACGAAGAAGAUUUUCUAGCAGACCUUGAGAAUGAUUUUGAGUUGAGUGGAGAAGAAGAAAACGAAGAGGACGAAGAUAUCCAAGAAGUUGAUAAGGCAGUAAGUAAUGUUGAUGAUGAUCAAGACAUAAAGGAUAAUGAGGAAAGCAAUAUUAAUAUUGACUCUAGUACAAAUGAUGGCGCCAAUGCUGCCGAUCAGGCAUUAGUAACAAGGAUGAAAGAGUUGGUAAACAAUGAAAGAAACUUGUCAACUGAGGAUAUGAUACAAAGAUUGGAUAUGAAAUCCAUCAAAUCCAUCAAAACGAUAACGAAAUUGUUGCUGUUAUUAGACCCAGUAUUGCAGAGAAUUGAUACAUUAGAGAAAAAUCAAGUUGAUUUUACUAAUAAUCACUAUCUGACAACCGAUGCUCAUUAUGAUUUUUUGGUUACUUCAAAUGAAUUUGUGUCAGAAAUCGGUAACGAAAUCUCAUUGAUCCAUAGCUUUAUCAAAUCCCAAUACUCACCUCAAUUUAGUGAGCUUGAAACGAUAGUAGUUGAUCCCGUGGAAUAUUGUCAAACCCUAUUGAUUAUAGGCAAUGACCUUGGUAACGCUCCUUCUAAAUCUUCUGAGCUUAAAAAAAUCAUUACCGGGGAAAAAAUUCUCGUGAUUAACAUGUCCAUUCUAGAGUUAAAAAUAUCUAACCUACCUCAAAUGAUCAUGAAUUCUAUAAUUGAUGCAUGUAAUAUCGUCAUAAAGUUAGAUGCUGCUCGGAUAAAGAUUACGAAAUUUAUUUCCGAAAAAUUGUCGACAUAUGCUCCCAAUUUAUCAAGGAUUAUUGGGUCAUACUGUGCAGUCCAAUUGAUGAGUUACUGUGGUGGGCUAGAUAAACUUGCUUACACCCCAUCAUGUAAUAUUCCUUCUAUUGGAACUAAGAAACCAGUGAAGAUUGGCUUUGGGCAGGUUGGGAUUAGGCAAAAAGGGUUCCUAUAUAGUUCACUGAUCAUUUCUGAAGUUCCUGAGAACUUUCAAAGGCAAGCCAUGAGAAUUGUUUCUGGGAAGCUUUUGCUUGCUGCUAGGAUGGAUUUAGCCGGAUCCAACUCUGACGGACUGUUCGGUAUCAAGACGUUGGAAGAGAUUCAAAAAAAGCUAGAGAAGCUAAUGGCACCACCAGAUAAUGUUGGACCUAAAGCCUUACCGAUCCCCAUAGAUAAAACUUCCAAAAAACGUGGCGGGAGAAGAUUUAGGAAAAUGAAAGAGAAAUACCAAAUGACAGAUUUACAGAAGGCGCAGAACAGAAUGGUGUUUGGCAAGGAAGAGGAUACUGUAAUGACUGAAUUUGGAGACGAAAUUGGAUUGGGAAUGGCUGGCAGAAAUUCAAUGUUGGGUACUGGUAACAUUAGAGCUGUUGGAAAUACCAAAAUCAAGCAUAGUUUGAGUAAGAAGAUGAAUAAUAGACUAAAAGGUGCUGAUUCCGAUGUAUUGACUAUUGGCAGCUUGGGUCAUCACUAUGGCAGUAAACAUCUAACUAAUGUCGAUGAUCUCGUUAAUAGUUUGAAACGCAAAGCUGAUGAGCCAGUGGGUAAUGAGAAGAAGCGUCUACAUAACUAG
Molecule: messenger RNA, 1593 nt
Organism: Saccharomycopsis crataegensis
Lineage: Eukaryota; Fungi; Ascomycota; Saccharomycetes; Ascoideales; Saccharomycopsidaceae
Gene: PRP31
Product: U4/U6-U5 snRNP complex subunit PRP31
Exons: 1
Coding region: 1-1593 (530 amino acids)
Biological process (GO): spliceosomal tri-snRNP complex assembly; mRNA splicing, via spliceosome
Cellular component (GO): U4 snRNP; precatalytic spliceosome; U4/U6 x U5 tri-snRNP complex
Source: RefSeq, a predicted model, not a curated record